AUGGAGGGUGCGGGUUCCGGGGACGUCGCCCAUCAUGUAAAAGGGGUGCCUACCCACGGCGGCCAAUACGUCCAGUAUAACAUCUGCGGUAACCUGUUUGAAGUAUCCAACAAGUACGUGCCCAUCCGGCCCGUCGGCAGGGGCGCAUAUGGCAUUGUCUGGUAGAUCACCUACCUAUUAUUUCUCGCUCUCGCUCUCUAUUCACUGUACGUUGCAUGUUUUUUGCUCGAGUACUUGUCACAACUGGUAUGCACAAUUGCAUUGGAUAGAACAUAUCGCAAUAUUAGAAUUGGACAUAUCGUCUUUAUCAUCUUAAUCAUAAAGAAAUUGCCUUUCUUCUUUUUCUGUCUCGGUCUGGCUAUUUAUCCCGGGGGCGGACCGGAUCCUUUGAUAUGUAGCAACAUCAAGUAUCUUGACUUUGAAGUUCUCUUAUCUCAAGUUACUUUUCGAUUUGGUGUGAAACUUUGUGGUGGAUGUAGGGGAGAGAUUCUGCGAAAAAAAGGAGAAAUUGGCCACCAGCAAGGCAAUUUUCAUGCUCGGAGAAGAUAUUGUUGUAUUUGCAAGCCAUGCCUUUUUCCUUAGUCUCCAUUAACUAAAACCAUCCGGACUUGAGAUGAUGGUUUCCGCCCUUUUAGAAUAUAGGGAGGCAGCUUAUUUGGGUGCAUCUGGGCCAAACUACUUGACAAUGAAAAACGAAAAAAGCAUGUGAAACUGUGCUGUGAUUCAGAGAUGAAGAAUGUUUUUGAAACCAGUACAGGAUAGCAAAUGUAACAUAGGUGGAUAAUAUUUAUUAUGAUGUUAGAAAUAUCUGGACCAGUGCCAUCCCAUUGUUCUUUCUUUUCAAAUGAAGAACGGAAGAAAUGGAGUGCAUUCGCAAAAAUCUGUUCGCGACCCAUAAUUAAUUCUAAUUUGCUCCUUUCAGAGUUUAAGUCAAACACGAUUUAUGACAGUUAAUGGAAAAAUUCACAUUGCUCGUUCCAGAAAAAGAGAAAGGAGAUGACCAUUUACAGAUGACUCAAGUCCGGAAAUGAGUAUUGGAUGUUGUAAACUUAUUUUAAUUUUAGUGUUCCAAACAUAGAAGGAAAAUAUGGAGUUCAUAGGAUCGAUUAGCCUGGGAUUGGGGCAAAAAAAUCACUUCUUAGGGCCUUUGUGGGGUUGAAAUGUAUCGUUUAUUUCUUAGUUGUUUAUUUUUGUGUCGCAUCUGGCUUAGGCUCUCCAUUGUGGCAGACAUUAGUUGAAACCUUUUGGCAGUUAUGAGGGAAUAUCAAAGGGCCGGAUGUAGAACCAGAUGCUUGGAGAGGCCCAAAAAGUAUGCUAGCUCUUGGAAGAUCAUUUCAACUUAUUGUAGUAUACGUUAUACUUCCUCUAAUGAAGAAAGCAUUGAAUUACACAUUUUCUACCGUUAGUCCGUCCUCGUGAUUGGACAGUUCAUGAAUAAAACUUGUAGCGGGUUGAAGUCAUUGUUAUGAAUGGCACAAGCUUCCAUACUUCCCAAGUGUGAUAAACACGGACUUACCUGUAUACAUAACAAUCUUUUCCUAAAUUUUCACUGGGAGAUGACUUGAUUAAUUUAGGACAGUUACAAAUUUGAUUCUCACGAUGGUGAAAGCUAUGAUUUUAGUCUUCUGGGUUAUACCUUGUUAACAUAAUUAUUCAGUUAUUAAUGGCUGAUGUGUAUCUUUAUUACUUAUUUAUCAUAUUUUUACGCCAUUUUUUCUGUUUUAUAGUUUUUAUCCUGUAAAUACAGCUGGUCCAUGUUAGAAAACUCACCAAAUAAACAAUACAGUAGACCUGGCAAUGAGAUUCAUUAUACAAAACAUAUUACUUACAUUUCGUAAAUGGCCCUUAGUGUUGUGACUUGAAUCUAUUUGUACUCCUUUUUCCUUUCGAUGUAAUGGUGUCAUGGGGCCAAUCUGCUAGGUAAGGUAUCAUGUUCCCAAUUUGCUCGGAUAAAAAAGAAGAAGUAAUAUCUGUACUCGCAAACUUGCCCUGACCGUCAAAAUAUCAACUGUACGAAUGCCAUGUUUUUGUGCACCCAUUAAUGUCAAAAUAAAAUAGAAACAAAAAGGCCUCCAGGUAUUUGUUAAAAAAAGAAUUUGCACGUAUGUUGGCAAAUACGAAAGAUGCCUGCUCCUUUUAACAUCGGUUAUGAUGAGCUCCUUACUUUCUGUGUUGUUAUGAGCAAGUCUGUCGCGUCCAUUUGGAUCAUGAACUAUCAUAAUUGCAAGGACGUAAUAAUUUAGUAUUUUUUCUGCAACUUCAUCGAACUAUCUUCUGUAAAUGACUUCUUUUAGAUGGCGCUCCAAAAGGAGAAAAUCUCUGUCGAAAUGCCAUAUAGGUGGAGAUUUACUUGGCCGUCCCACUCCUAACAAAUCUGAAAGCUCGUGGUCUCUUUUGUAUUUGGCUUCAAUCUUUUUAUUUCUCUUCAUAUUUCCUGGGUUCUUUCUGGCGCUGCCCAAUUUAUUUUCCUCCCUUGUGCCUUUUGUUUUGUAAUAUCCACAUUUUCUCAAUUGUUGAUUCCACGGGAAAGGAUUUUAGAUUGCAUGUACUAGUCAAACAUAAUUACAGGCCAUAUAAGAGUCAUACUACAGUUUGAUCGAUACUGACUUUUUUUAUGCAGUUUAAUUUCAUAUUAUUUUGAAAACUCACAGCCACAGUAGGUUUCAAUAAUGAUGUGCGUACCAAAUGCUUGGAAGUAAUGUUCUGCAGAAUAUUAUUUUUUUCCAUGUUUGAUGAGGACUUUAUAAUCUUAUUAUGUUUUGUAAAAUAGACUUUCAUUCAUUAUCAGAUGAUAAAUGUAUCAAUUUUCUUUUCUGUAGUGCUGCUAUAAAUUCUGAGACUCGUGAAGAGGUUGCUAUUAAGAAGAUUGGCAAUGCAUUUGAUAAUAGGAUUGAUGCUAAAAGAACUCUGAGAGAAAUAAAACUGCUCCUCCAUAUGGAUCAUGAAAAUGUAAGUCCGCCAAUUUCUUUGAUUAACUUUUCGUUUUUUUUUUAAGUAUGAUGAAUUUCAGGAUUUUUCUUUGCUUCUUCUAACUUUUGCUUUUAUGUCAGAAGUUGGGGCAACUAUUGGAAAGUGCCUUGUUUUUAUAUUUGGCCUAGAAUUCAGACUUUCCAUUUUUUACCUUGUCGAUUAUUUAUUCCUCAAAAAAAUAUUGAAAAUUAGGGCAAUACAUAUUGCGCUAUACAUUUUAUUUUCUUGCCCUCACUGCCAAAGGUUUUAAAAGUUGGUAUGCAACGGAGCAUGUCAGAUGAGAAUGGAGUUUCUUUUGGUUUAUGUACCAUGUGAUUUCAUUCUGAUAAGUUAUUUUCUGAUAAAUUUGAAGUCAGAUAAGGUUUGUCUAUUCGUUCAGACGUCACAGGUUCUGAGGCUGACAGAGGGAUCAAAUCCAACCCAUCUAGUGAGCAAGAAAUCUCAUAGAUCUUUUUUCAUUGUAGACUGUGCCACCACUCCAUACUAAUUGAACCAGGGUCUGCUGACUUAGUCAGACUCGUAAGAUCUGGCUCAGCUUUUCAGGUUACUGAGUUAUGAUCAUUUUGAAGAUAGACCGAGUCAGUUUUCCUCUGUCAGGAAAAAGCUAAGCAGGUCUGCAUUUUCGGGAAUGGCUUCAGCUCGUUUAGAUGCUGGCCUAACUCAGUUGAGAUUUUCGCUGAUGUAUGAUCAAUCCUCUGCAAAUCAACCUGAACCAUUUGACUUUUGUCUCGUCAGAAAUCAUUAUGUGCUAGUUUUCAGCUUCUGUUGGCUAAUAAGCCAGCUGUGAGUUUUACAAGUUGCAUUCUGAUCUGUAUGUUCUGUUUUCGUCAGAGAUGAGCUUAGCUGGUUUACUGUUGUGUUGCCUAUCUUCUUUCAUUUUGAAAGAUUUUUCUGUUUCAUUUUUGAAAUCUUCUGAUGCCAUAAAGAUGAGCCUAUUUUUCUUCAAUACACAGGUGAUUGGCAUCAAAGAUAUCAUACGCCCUCCAAGAAGAGAAAACUUCAAUGACGUUUACAUUGUCUAUGAGUUAAUGGAUACCGAUCUCCAGCAGAUAAUACGCUCCAAUCAGCCAUUGACAGAUGAACAUUGCCAGGUUUUGUGCCAGAUAUUUUUCUAGGAACCUUAAAUUUUCAUCUGUAUAUUAUCUAGAAUUUAUGCUCGUGGCUAUUUUAUUUUCAUCUUUAAAUUUUCUUGGCUGCGACGUUCACAACUUGAUGUUUAUCGGUUUUAUUUUAAAAGGGAUUACUUCCACAUAUGCGUCAACCAAUGCGGUCUGCCAUUUUCUCAGAUUGUGAGAUGUAUCUAUACGAAUGUAGGGGGAAAAAUGUGAUAACGGUAGAUGAAGGAGCAUGACCCAAUUUCUAGUUUUCUUUCUCGAGCCAUAGUUACCUUAAUAAAUUUGAACGUUUCCAGAAAGUCUCAAUCAUCAUAUGCUGCUUCUGCUACUUUUCUUUGUUAUUUCUUUCUCUUUAAACGCCUUUCUAUAUUUUAUUCGGUAUUUGAGGCACGUUGGAGCAUGGCUGUCUUGCUGUUAUUUUUGAGUUUUCUGACUUGCGGGGUUACUUGAAAUGUCCUUCAGUUAGUAAAGUAGGCCCCAGGAACUUGAUGAAAGUAUCAGAAUUUGCCAGUAGACAGCAAUUCACUUUCAGUGUCUUGGUUUCUUUUUAUCUGAUGUCCACUGCAGCGAUGCUCUACUUCCCCUCCAUCUUCUGUUUCCCUUUGUCUCUUGCAUCUUUUUCUGUUUUGUAUGCUCUCGAUUUUUUUCUAACCCAAUGAUCCUUUUGGUUUGUAUUUGACAACGAUCUACUGUUGCUUUCUCCUCUUCUGCAGAGCUUCAUUCAUUGCAUUUCUAAUUUUUUUUCAUUGAACACCGUUCUUCUCCACAAAAAAUUCAAGGUUUUUAUGGUAAUAGGAUUAUACUUUUUUGUUCAAAUACGCAAGAAAACGUCGAAUAAGAGAAAACUAUAUAUUUGUUUGUUUGCCUUUAUCUGCAUGAAGAACUCCUAAAUUUUCUCUUCCUUUUUCUGAAUAUGUUAAAGCCUCUUUUCUGUCUGAAGGCAUGCAUACCGAAUACUAUAACUUCAUCAUAUAGAUAAAGAAACUAAUACUACAGGAGCAGCGACCUUCCAAGCCCAAAUCACAGGCUUAGUGUCCUUGAUCGCUUAUGCCAAAAGAGGAAACUUUUCGUCUGUAUAAUGUUUCAAUCAGUGACUGCCCGUUAAUGAUGGUAUAUUAUUCGCUUAAGAUGUCUAUUGUAUUCCGAAUUAGUGCAAGCCUGUUGUGAUUAGGGUAUCUUUGCCUUCUUGGAGUGCAUCUAGACUUAAGUAUGAUGUCCUUAUGAUCUCCAGUUUUUCAAUCUUGCAUCAACUAUUUGUGACCUAGAUUGCGUUUUAAUAUAAAAUACGACUUGGGCAUUAAUCCCCGUCUCAUCAUUCUUCUCCCACUCCAUUUGUCUUUCAUCCCUCGAUCAUCACUAAACGGGAUAUAACAUGUUUUCAGCGCUGGUCUAUGAUAUGUCCAAAUAUUUGAAUGGCUUUGAGCCGGUCUCAUUAUAUUGAUACUUGGCGUUUACUUUUUUGAAAUUUCUUAUUGCAUCUGGCUGUAAGAUGCUGUGGGACAUUUAUGGGUUUUGAUAAAAACAAGAUGCAGGAUGGAAAAUAGCAUUUUCUAUAACAACUUAGUGAACGGUUCUUGGAAUUGGUAGAGAAUACCCAACCAUGACAGCCGCAUAUGCUCUGGAGUUUGCAAAAGAUUUUCUAUGAUAAGGGAAUCCCAUGUUUCCAACAUAAGAUCGGAACAUUCUGAUCUCACAUGCUUGAAGACAAUCUUGCCAUAUUACAUUUCAAUCUGUCAUUGUCAGUGAAUUGAGAGUCUGGAUUAUCUUCGAAUUGUUUUCUAAUUCCUGUUCCUCAUCUCGUCUCCUUUCAUCUGCACGGUGUCAUGAUAUGAUGUAUUCUUAUACCUUUUGGUGCAUAUCUGUGAUGGGUUUUUUCUUCGUGCAGUAUUUUCUAUAUCAGCUAUUACGCGGUUUGAAAUACGUGCACUCUGCCAGUGUUUUGCAUCGAGACCUUAAACCAGGCAAUCUGUUCCUGAAUGCAAACUGUGACCUAAAGAUUGGAGAUUUUGGGCUGGCGAGAACGACCUCCGAGACAGACUUCAUGACUGAGUACGUUGUCACUCGUUGGUACCGUGCUCCUGAGCUACUCCUAAAUUGUUCGGAGUACACUGCCGCCAUCGACAUUUGGUCGGUAGGAUGUAUUCUAGGUGAGAUUGCAACCCGGGAGCCGCUCUUUCCAGGCAGAGACUAUGUCCAUCAGCUGAAGCUCAUUACGGAGGUAUGGUUCCUAUAUUUAAGCUUUUUCAUGGAAUGUAAGUUACGGGAUCUUACUUAAUAUGGAUGCUCAAGAACUCAUGUUUUGAUAGAGAAAUCGGUGAGUUUCUUCCCUAUUUUUAUUUGCUAUCCAAUCUCCUCUGGUUUUGAAUAAUCUGGUCAGAUGUCAAACCCUGUAGCAAAAUGUUUUGAAUAAUUUGAUGGAUCGUCCGGUUUCAAAUGCCUGGUGGGAACUUGCAGAUCUUCUUGGCCCACAAAAGUUUUACAAUCACCUGAAGUUUAUGAAUCAUCAGUUGACUAAACUAGAACGGAACACAAUCUUCUGAUUUCCAUGUGAUGUUAAGCUGCAGCCGUCAGAACUCCGUCACUCACAUCUGCAGAACCUUUUCAAAUCGAUGGUCAAUUCCCAGGAACCCUAUAAAUAUCAUCUUCAUUUUCCUUCCCUAGAUAGGUUUUCAUGCCAUGGUGUUCUUCUUUCUGAGGAGUUCUGAGUUGGACAGGUCUUUGAAUGCUUUUAACGAGAGCCAACUGGAAAUGAGAUCAGGCUGAUCCUUACUGGCCCAUGCUAACUUAUAAAAUUGGGUUCUUUUAAUUAAUUUAUCAAAAUAGUUUCCAUUUAAUUUAUAAACGAAUAAAUAAAUAUCUUGCUGAAUCUCGAGUUCCUGUGUUUUCAGCUUCAGUUUGACUCCUGUUUAUUCUCUUCACUUUUGAAAGCUGAUAGGAUCACCGGAUGACUUGAGCCUUGGUUUUCUCCGGAGUGAUAAUGCCCGAAGAUAUGUCAGACAGCUCCCACAGUACCCAAAACAGCAAUUUGCGAGGAGGUUUCCUCGCAUGUCUCCUGGAGCCGUUGACCUCCUCGAGAGAAUGCUUGUGUUUGACCCAAGUAGGCGAAUAACAGGUUUGAUGUUCAUCAUUUACGAUUUUCUCUCUCUCUCUCUCUCUCUCUCUCUCUCUCGCUGUUGUCUCCCCCAUCUGUGAUAAUCUGUCUCAGCUGCUGUACUCUUGCUGUGCAGUUGACCAAGCUCUCUGCCAUCCAUACCUGUCAUCGCUCCACGACCUCAAUGAUGAGCCAGUUUGCCCUCAUGCUUUCAAUUUUGACUUCGAGCAGCCCUCAUUCACAGAGGAAAAUAUCAAGGAACUCAUAUGGAGGGAAGCUCUAAACUUCAAUCCUGUCCCUCAGUGA
Spirodela intermedia is the source of this 7482-nucleotide messenger RNA. NCBI's taxonomy places the organism in Eukaryota, Viridiplantae, Streptophyta, Magnoliopsida, Alismatales, Araceae. The record is from the annotation of a GenBank genome assembly.